GGUCGGCCGCCCGGUCCGGCUCCCGGAAGCAGCCCGUUGCUAGGCAACCGCGUCGCUCCAGCGGGGAGGGGCGGGGCGUGCGGAGGGUCUGCAUGGACCAGUACUGCAUCCUGGGCCGCAUCGGGGAGGGCGCGCACGGCAUCGUCUUCAAGGCCAAGCACGUGGAGACUGGGGAGAUCGUGGCCCUCAAGAAAGUGGCCCUGCGGCGGCUGGAGGAUGGCAUCCCCAACCAGGCCUUGCGGGAGAUCAAAGCCCUGCAGGAGAUCGAGGACAAUCAGCACGUGGUGCAGCUGAAGGCCGUGUUCCCGCACGGCGCAGGCUUUGUGCUGGCCUUCGAGUUCAUGCUGUCGGAUCUGGCCGAGGUGGUGCGCCACGCCCAGAGGCCCCUGGGCCAGGCACAGGUCAAGAGCUACCUGCAGAUGCUGCUCAAGGGUGUGGCAUUCUGCCACGCCAACAACAUCGUGCAUCGGGACCUGAAACCGGCCAACCUGCUCAUCAGUGCCUCAGGCCAGCUCAAGAUAGCAGACUUUGGCCUGGCCCGGGUCUUCUCCCCAGAUGGCAGCCGCCUCUACACACACCAGGUGGCCACCAGGUGGUAUCGAGCCCCGGAGCUCCUGUAUGGUGCCCGCCAGUAUGACCAGGGCGUCGACCUGUGGGCUGUGGGCUGCAUCCUGGGGGAAUUGUUGAACGGAUCCCCUCUCUUCCCUGGAGAGAAUGACAUCGAGCAGCUUUGCUGUGUGCUUCGAAUCCUGGGCACCCCCAGUCCUCAAGUCUGGCCGGAGAUCACGGACCUGCCCGACUACAACAAGAUCUCCUUCAAGGAGCAGGCGCCUGUGCCCCUGGAGGAGGUGCUGCCCGAUGCGUCUCCCCAGGCCCUGGACCUGCUGGGGCUGUUCCUCCUCUACCCUCCGCGCCAGCGCAUCUCAGCCUCCCAGGCCCUCCUGCAUCAGUACUUCUUCACGGCUCCCCUGCCUGCCCACCCCUCGGAGCUGCCGAUUCCCCAGCGCCCAGGGGGACCCACCCCCAAGGCCCACCCGGGCCCCCCCCACGUCCAUGACUUCCACGUGGACCGGCCUCUCGAAGAGUCACUGUUGAACCCGGAGCUGAUUCGGCCCUUCAUCCCGGAGGGCUGACGCUGGGCCCGCCCUGCCGUCCUGUCCCCCAGAGCCCCCUGGGCUUCUUGUUUCUCUGCUGAGCCUGACCCGACCUCCGGUGGCCUCCACACAGCCUCACUAGGUCCACCCCUCACCUGGUCUGCUCCCAGGCUGGGAAUGAGGACAUCCGGCUCCAGCAGAGGGGACCUACAGCCGGUGCCAUUGGCCUCCCACGUGCGUGCUGCCAACUGACCCAUCAGAGGGACACCGUGAGCUCCGUGGCUGUGGCUGCCAUGGUGCUGGUUGCAGGCCCUGCCUUCCCGGUCAGGGAUGGCCCUGGUGGAGCCAUCUAGGGGAGCAGAGAGUGUAAGGUGUCCUCACGUGGGAACAUGAUGGGAGGGCAGCUUU
This is a messenger RNA of Puma concolor (puma), 1502 nucleotides long. It is a transcript of the gene CDK20, whose product is annotated as cyclin dependent kinase 20. NCBI's taxonomy places the organism in Eukaryota, Metazoa, Chordata, Mammalia, Carnivora, Felidae. Gene Ontology annotation, molecular function: ATP binding; protein serine/threonine kinase activity. Gene Ontology annotation, cellular component: nucleus. The record is from RefSeq and is a predicted model, not a curated record. Gene Ontology annotation, biological process: protein phosphorylation.